Molecule: messenger RNA, 1334 nt
Organism: Centruroides sculpturatus (bark scorpion)
Lineage: Eukaryota; Metazoa; Arthropoda; Arachnida; Scorpiones; Buthidae
Exons: 4
Coding region: 86-898 (270 amino acids)
Source: RefSeq, a predicted model, not a curated record
CAUCGUUCUAUUCGAUAAGGUGCUGUCGAGAUCUUGUUGAAACUCCACACUUAUCUAACUUUUGCGCCGAUAUAAAGGCCAUGCUAUGUAUAACUAUUUUCUUUCUAUCCGAGUUAACAUCUCCCCGAGAAUGUUCCCUAUAAGAAAUUAUUUGUCGCUGAUUAUAUCAGCUUUAUUUAUAACAGCGCAUGGAAACACUAAUUCUGUGUAUAUGCCGGAAGAAUGGGAUGAACAACUGAGCGAAUUGCUUCGAGAAAUUCUGGAAAAUCUCAGAAACGAAAUGCCUUAUGGUAUAUCAUCGAUAGACGUUCCCGUACUGGAUCCAUUAGUAAUUCCCAAAAUUUCGGUCGAUGUCAAUGAUCACAUCGCUAAUCUGACUUUACGUAUAAUUCCAUUAAAUAUCGUUGGAUUAUCGAAAUUUAAUAUAGAAACUCUCAGGGCAGACUUAGAAGAGGGUCACGCUAGUUUUGAUUUAUCUCUUCCAGAAAUCAAAGCAUCAGGUAAAUGUCAUAUACAAGGUAAAUUUAUUAAAAUAUUUCCGAUUUUCGGAGAUGGUGACUAUAGCAUCGAGGUGAAUAAUUUGAAAAUAUCCGGAUACGCUCAUCUGGAAUUUAAUUCUACAGCCAAUACUAAUUUACGUCUGGAUAGAUUACAGUUAGAUAUAUUUUUCGAUGGAAUUCGAGUCAAAUUUGACAACUUGAUGGGAGGAGGACGUUGGACCAAAUCUCUUAUGAAAGUUCUAAAUGGCAUCAGUAGGAAUUUAUUCCUUCGUUUCAAACCAGAGAUUUUGAAAGAAUUAAACGGUGCUAUUUUAAAAUUAACUAAUCACGAAUUAGGAAAAGGAACGUUAAAAGAAUUAAUUGAAAACAUACCUUUACCUAAUCUUUUAUUUCUAUAAUUUGAAAUAUUUCUUGAAACUUUUAUGAAAAAUACUAAAAACAAAACUUUAAUAGAGAAUUAAAAUUACACGAAACUUCACUUGUUAAGUGUGAUUAUUCUUUAAUUUUCUUGUAUUUUUUAUUACUCUUUUUACCGUUACUUCUUUUAGAUUACAUUUCAUAUUAGGGUCAACAAGCAUUGUCUAUUAAAAAAACUCGUAAAGAUGAUUCUUUAAUUACUACACCAAGAAUUUUUUCGCGUUGUUAAAGGUGAAAAGCUAUAAAUGCGCUAAGAUUUUGAAUUGUCGAUCAUCAUGAACAAUCUCCGGUAGCUAGAGUCGUUAAAUUUGGUAUCCUCUGAGUAAUUACACCAUCUGGUUGAUGUCGCUUACCAUUAACGUUCUAAUUAAACUAAGACGUUGAAUAAACACCAAAACAGGAGGCUAAAAAUGAAGA